AUGGACAUUGAUUCAAACAAUCCUUCAUUCAAUGGGAGUGAGGAAGUUGAAGAGGCAGAGAACAAUCCAUCAUUAAAUGAGAUUGGUGAAGUUGAAGAACCUAAGAAGGGUAUGUGUUUUAGCUCAAAGCAAGAAGUAUAUUCGUUUUAUGCAAAAUAUGCGAAGCACCUUGGAUUUGCUAUAGCUUAUAGAACACAGAAUAUUGGACAAGAUGGGGAAGUAAAAUACUUUGGCAUUGAAUGUACUCAGGCACGCAAGAGAACAAAACGAUCAGAAGUACACCCUCUCGAACCAUCUUUGUCAUCCUUCAUUGAAUGUAAAGCAAAGGUUAGAGCAACUCUACAAAAGGAUGGAAGAUUUAAGUUGACCACAGUUGUGCUUAAACAUACACAUGACUUGAUUCCUAGUGACUCACGACAUUUUGCAAUGAAUAAGAGAAUUCUUACCCCUGUGAAGAGAAGACUAGAAAUAAAUGAUGAAGCAGGGAUAGGGGUGGCUAGGAAUUUUCAUUCUAUAGUUGUUGAAGCAGGGGGGUAUGAGGCAUUAACAUUUGAUGAACGAGAUGCAAGGAAUCAUAUUCAGAGUAUGAGAAGAUUGAGGUUUAGGGUAGGAGAUACUAAAUCAGUUGCACUUUAUUUUCAUAGGAUGCAACAACAAAAUUCGAACUUCUAUUCUGCAAUUGACAUCGAUGAAGAUGGUCGCAUGCGAAACUUGUUUUGGGCGGAUGCAAAGAGAGUUAAUCACCAUGGGCAGUCAAUUUUGCUUAGUUGUGGGCUGUUAUCUAAUGAGAACACUGAAACAUUUGUGUGGCUAUUCAGAGAAUGGUUAAGUUGCAUGUCUGACGUUCCUCCAAAAGCUAUAAUAACAGACCAGUGCAGAGCUAUGCAAAAUGCCAUUGAAGUUGUCUCAUCACAAGUUCGACAUCGUUGGUGCUUAUGGCAUAUAAUGAAGAAAAUUCCUGAGAAAUUAAGAGGAUAUGCCCAAUAUGAAUCCAUCAAGUUUGCUUUGCAAAAUGCUGUUUAUGAUUGUUUUACAAAAGAUGAAUUUGAUGAAGAAUGA
Molecule: messenger RNA, 1059 nt
Organism: Camellia sinensis
Lineage: Eukaryota; Viridiplantae; Streptophyta; Magnoliopsida; Ericales; Theaceae
Source: RefSeq, a predicted model, not a curated record